AUGUCUGCCAGUGCUCGCAAACGCACAGAGGCUUGGCGCGUUUCGACGAGCGAGGCAGGCCUCUUUGACUUGCCUGACCCGCAAGCUGGUCCUUCCGCUAGUAGCGAACUGGACAAGACUUCUACAUCUCCUGUAUCUCCUCCGCGACCCCGACUCGAUACAUUCCAGUCUGGAGCUUCGCUUUCGCGAGCCGGCAAGGAUUUUGCAGCAGCCAAUCGGUCGCCUUCGCGGACCUUGCAAGAGCUAUUACCCAGUCCAACACCCCGUAGGCCGCGUCGCGCGCAUUCGAAGUCAGCUCCACUCCUUGGAAGUCCAGUCGACGAGAAGACUCUGCGGAAAGCAGGGCCAUCUCGCAUCACAUUUUCCACCGAGCAGCCUUCGAGAUCCCCAAAGAUCCCCGAAGUCGUACCGCCCAAGUGCGCUCCCCUGGACGGCCUCUCCGGAGCUGGUGGCAGGUUCGCAAUCUUUCAUCGGACGAAGGCGCCCAGCAUCCAAAGCGAUAGCGGUAACAGUGGCACAAGCAAGUUGAGCUUCCUUCGGCGCUUCUCUCGCGUACCACGGGCUGCUUUGCAAUCCUCGAGCCAAGAAGCCCUGGACACAUCAGACACCUCCACCAGGGACGCGAUUGGGCCAGCUUCUGGCACGGGUGCAAAGCACGCACCUGACAGCGGUAGCACCUCAGCACGAGAGACUACAUCUCGGACUGCGACAUCCCGGACUGCGACAUCCCGGACUGCGAUCACUACUGCAGCCCCAUCGACUUCUGACUUGCCCGUGCCAGAAAGCCUUCGAGCUCUGACUCAAGGUGUUCUGAAGAAGUCGAGCUUUGACUCGCUCUUAUCCAGAUUCAGUCAGUCCCAUUCAGACCAGACGACUCACUCCAGCGACGAUCAAGACCUUCAGCGCACACUCAGGAAGAGCAGCUCGAAGCAUACUCACACCCCUACUCUGCCCACAGUUGCUGGUUCCCCGCCAGACGAAGGACCACCUAAGCUCCCUGCGCAAGCUGUACAAGAGAUCCAGCGUCAGAUCAAGAAGCAGAAAGCUGCAUCAGAGCAGGCGGUGGACCCUGCUUUCGCAGACCCUGACUCAGAAAACGGCGUCACACCAGGCUUUGCGGUUACCGAGACUGAGCGAACCUCUCCAAACCAAGAGCCAAGCGCGGACCGUGUCGCUCCGAAAGCUCGCACCUCAGAGCAUUCUCCUGUGGCUCCUGCAAUCCUACCCAGCUCGGUAACCGACGAGCAGCCUGCACCUCAGCCCAGAGCCUCCUCGCUGCAACGCAAGGCCAACGCUCCGAACGCCACGAUGCAAGAUCCGGGCCCGAGCUUGCCUGCGUCUGGCACCAGCAAAUGGAAGCUUCCAUUUGGAAAAAAGUCGCACUCCAACCAGGGCAAUCUGGAUCCCGCUUCCAACUCGCAAUCUAUGAAGACUCAAGUUAGCAGCGAGAGUCUUCCUCACAGAGGGAAGUCUGGUUGGCGCAACACUGCCGGCCUCUUGCCGAAAGAGGAUUGGGACACGGAUAGUCGCCAAAAGGCUGCACAGCAGAUUGCAGCACAGCAAAGAGCGGCGCAUGAAAGUGACGCAGGCGCGCUAGUUCCUCCCUCGGCGAGCAACGGGCACCACUCCAAUCGCUCGCAGGACCUCUCAAACCGGGCUCCCUCUGACGGGCACGAGCCGUCUGACUAUGCUCGCUCCUUCUCGGCCGACAGUCAACGUGGCAAGGAUAAGCUCGAGGGAUACGCAGGCGACUCGAAUGCGGAUGUCAUGGCGCGAUUCGAAGCGGGCGGCCUCAUCCAACGCAGCGGCAAGAGCAAACUGGAGCGAAUGACAGGCACGCCAGGAAGCGAAGUGCUGCAGCGCUUAGAACAUGCGAAUAUGAUCAUGUCGCCCUCUCUCUCGGGUGAUCGAAAGCUUAACGGGCCUAUCAGCUCUGCAUCGCCGGCUCACUCAAGUCCCAGCACCCGCGCCGAAGCUUUGCGAGGCGCUAGCGCCCGGGAGUCCCGACUCGCGUAUUCCCCGUCGUCUUCGGGUCAUGCAGAGCUCGCAGCAGCGGAGGAAGCAUCCUGUCCAGUUUGUCUUGAACUGCUAUCCUUCAGGUUAGCAGGUGAAAAGGCUCACGUCGUGCCGACGUGUGGUCAUGCGCUGCAUCACGCAUGCUUUUCCGCAGUGUAUGGAGCGCCCGAAGCUGUUCUUGCUUCACAGGGCUCACAACGAUCCGAAGGCAGCGGAAGACCGACAGCUAAUGGACCGCCAGGAAUGUGUGGAGUCUGUCGACGCCCGAUCGUACUGAACGAGGACGGCAUCUCAGGACGUCGCAGUAACAAAUUGACCGGCAUGAUGGGGGGCGACAAAAGCAUCAGCUCUUCGGCCCAACGGUCCAUAUCAACAGAAUCGGACUCCAUCCAGUCACACAACGGUCGCGACGACCCUAUCGAGGCUCAGAACGUCAAACGCAGCAAAUCAAGAGAUGCUAUAUCCGAAUUCACUUCUAUGACUUCGCCAUCCAUCGGCGCGUCCGCGGAUCACCGAGGCACCGUAUUUCCCCUUAUCAAGGUCCGGCCCGAAUACAGCACAGUCUAUCGCAAGGACCCAACGGGUCAGAACGGCAAGCAAAACAUCGUGUGCGUCCUUUCGAUUGAAAUUCCGAAUCGGCGCCCGGCUCCCACCCUCGAGGAAGAAGAGAACGAACACCGUGCUUUGCUUAGCGCCCGUUCCGGCGCAUCAGGAUCUGAUCGCAGCAUUCAGCCGACAGAGAGUCACACAUACCGCGAUGACCCCGUUGAGCCUCCUUCCGUAGCUUCGACCUCUGAUGCGGGAACAGCAUUCUCGCCACGCGCCGAAUCUUUCCGCGAUACGUCGCAAAAUCUGGGAGACACCAAUUCGAGCACGAACAAGGAGACCCAUGGAGCGAGCUCCCCAUCCACCGAUGACGAAGGUUUUUCAUUCGGAGCCACUCCGGCUGCGGACUCGGGCGAGACUGUCAAUCCGUUCAAGCCCGUUACGGACGAUCUUCGCCAACGAAUUGCCGACUGGAAGGGUCAUAGCAUCGAAAGGUUCGGACCUCUCGCCCUCUUCGACUUCCUCGGUGUUCGCCAAGAUGACGUGGUCAGAGACUUCUUCGUAUACCUCUUCAAAGAAGCCUUGCUGUGCGUCGCUGAAGAGCGCAAGAAGGAGAAGGGGCUUUCUCGUUUCAUGAAGGAUCAGCCUGACCGCGGCGCCGCCAACGAUCCUCUCAGAAGCCCGCUCUCGCCUGCGAGUUCCAGCAACAAAACGCCUUUGAAGCUCAAAGGCCGCAUCUGGAUUCGACACAUUCGUCGAGUACAAGACACCUCCAGCGAAGGAGACCUCAGUCUGAGUGUCAAGCUCGACGAUGAUAGCCUAAAUCACUUCGUACUUUGCUUCAAGGAUAGAGGUACCUUGGAAUCUUGGCGCCAAAAGCUGGUCGCGCUGGUGAACGAACAUCGGCCUCCAGAGUACCCACGCACUCCCACUGAGUCCAAGCAAGCAGGAGCAAGCCCUGCCGUAGGCACGCCAAGUACUGCUCGGCGUGGCACGACCUCCACUGUAGACGCGAAGGUGGGCGGCGACAUUGCUUCGCCAAAUUUUGCGGGCGCCGGACGUCAGACAGGCGGCAAUGUUCGUCGGGGCUCAAGCGACUCCGUGCAUCAUGUGAUGAGCCGAUCUGUGCAUGCUCCCAUGGUAGCUAUGCACACCCAGUGGUCUGCCUCUGGCGGUCUCGAUCCCAGCUUGCCGCCGCCCGACCUGCUUCCCCACACACCGCUGGAUCUCAUCAUCAUGGUCAGCGUACCUUCUGUGCCUCAGCAAACGACUAGCAGCACCACAUCGUCAUCGGCGCAGCUCAAAUUACGGUUGAUUCGCUCGACUCUCGACUUCGUUGCUGCGAAUAUGGGAUCCAGAGAUCGGCUGGCUUUGGUCGCAUACAGUGUGGGUGCUGAGGGAGGUGUACGUCGCACCAGCCUUUUAAGCCCGGGCAAAGAUCAAAGCAAAGCUGUGCUCGAGCAAUUCAUCGAGAGUAUCGGGCAGCCUUGGGCCGGGGAAGGCGAAGAUCCCUUCCGUGACAACGCCGAGCUGCUGGGCGGUUCGGCAGACCGUACAGACACCAUCACGGCGGUCAAUGUGGGCCUAGACAUUGUAUUGGCGAGGACCAGUAAAAAUCCUCUCACUGGCAUGCUGCUCAUCAGCGAUGCCGCCGACGCUCCUCGUCGUGGCCAGAUGGACCUUGUCAUGGCCCGAGCCGAGGCUGGCAAUGUGCCCGUGCACUCUUUUGGAUUCGGAAAGAGCCACGACCCAUCUUCACUCUGGCUCAUUUCCAAUCACACAAAGGGCUCGUACACCUUCGUCCGGGAGUGGUACCAGCUGCGGGAAUGCAUUGCUGGCUGUGUCGGCUCUCUGAUGUCCGUCGCCUCCACGGAUGUGCGCUUGCACAUAUCUGUGCCUUCGGACAACCACUUCAGGGUCCGCAAAGUGGCUGGUCCGCAAGGAGCAAUCGUCUCAGCGACCGGCAAAGACGUCGAUCUCGAACUUGGCGAAUUGCGCUUCGGAGACUGCAAAGAAAUCAUGGUCGAGCUGGAGUUGGAUUUCAACGGCCUUGUGCCCUUCAUCACCGAGCAUGGGCCUGAUGGCCGGCGCAACGUACGCAGGAUCGCCGGCUCAGCUUACGAGCAAGGUAGCGCAACCGAUGACUUUAUGCAUCGUCUAGGCCUGGAAAAUCUUAACCUCGCGAGUGCGGAUGGUCAGAUCGAAGGCAUUGGCGCUCACGACAAUCUCAUCGAAGAAGUUGCAGUAUUCAGCGUGGAUGCUGCUUUCCGCGAUCCAGCAAUGGGCACAUCGACGAGCAGGCUGCCAGACCCUUGCGUACUGACUCUCGAAGUCGAUGCGAAUUCGCAAGAUCCGAUGUCAAAGCAAGGCAUUUCGUCUGGCAGCGGAGCUGCACUAGCGGAUCCAAUUGUCACGAGGCGACGGAUCGAGAUUCUGGUUAGCGACAUGAUCACUCGCUCCCUUUUGGUCGUUUCGCGUCGCAACCAUGCACAAGCGCUUCAAAUUCUCUCUGAGACGAGGCGCAUUGUCGACACGGUGCUUCAGGCCACACCUGUGCCGAGCGCAAAGACUCCGACAAUGCGAGGUGCGCGCAGCGGUAGCAAUGCCGAAGCAAGCAGCACUGCCACUGCGACACGAAGCGGUGGUCUGAAGAGACAGCGGGAUGCUUUUUACCGUCGUACAGCUGAUAGCCUGCUGGCCAUCUUGGAAGACCUUGACAUGCUCAUUGACGGGCUGGAACAAUCCAAGUCUUCAUUCGAUAGGGACGGCAGAAACAUGGGCGCCCAACAAGCCAUGGUCCUCAGAGAUCAGCGAGCGUGGACCAGCCGCACAGACACGGAAUGGCUGCGCUUCCGCAGUUCGGCCGACAAUGGGCCAGCUUUUGCAAGCAGAGCUGCCGUGUAUGCCACGUUGUAUGGCAGCAAGCAGUGAGGCCGAUUCGUCUACCUUUUUUCCAUGUGCAUCCAUCCAGAUGGCACCUCUUUCUUUUUGCAGCCGAAUCUCUUGAUGAAAUCCGGCUCGACACGCUCUUUUGUAUCAUAACGAGGUGCACGGAAGCAUGCUGUACCCAACAAGAUCACUCAAACAACCGCUCUUCACCCUGCACGGUGAAACGUCUCGAAUGCGGGACUUGUCAUCCUUGUCCCCCUCUUCUUUUCGCUACAUUUGCCCAUCUCGUCCUUCUUCCGCCUUUUCGCUCUUUAGAGGAUUAGCCACGCCCUCAGUCGCCCGCGCUUCUUUCCGAUUCGGCCGCGCUGAUCUUGUGACUAUGGCCGCGAAUGCUGGUGUUCUAUGUACUGUCGAUUGUCGCUCCAUUGCCAAUUCAGAUGGUCUUCUUCACCG
This is a messenger RNA of Ceraceosorus guamensis, 5904 nucleotides long. RefSeq lists its product as hypothetical. Gene Ontology annotation, biological process: establishment of cell polarity; septin ring organization. The transcript is spliced from 3 exons. Gene Ontology annotation, molecular function: guanyl-nucleotide exchange factor activity. Gene Ontology annotation, cellular component: mating projection tip; division septum; cytoplasm. The record is from RefSeq and is a predicted model, not a curated record. NCBI's taxonomy places the organism in Eukaryota, Fungi, Basidiomycota, Exobasidiomycetes, Ceraceosorales, Ceraceosoraceae. Bases 1 to 5493 code for a protein of 1830 amino acids.